GAAAAUGAGUCUUAACGACUUAAUUAAUAUUUCAAAUGAGUGGAUUCUUUCCACUUUAAAGUUCGACGUAAGAUGCGACAUGGACGAGGUGACCGAAGUUAUUCUGCAAUCUCGGAAACCAUUUGUAGUUGCGAUGAAUAUGAUAGAUGCGUUUGUUCAACUUAAUUGGACUGGACCUGGAGUGUCGAGUCUUAACCUGGACGAAUAUCUGGUCACUUUGUUAUCCAGCUCAUCUGCUUUGAAACUGUUGACAGUUGAUACAGUGCCUGCUUACGAACUAUGCGAGGCACCUGGGUUGGUUUAUCUCAGUCAUCGAGUCUUGUAUUCAGACAGUUUGAAAGGGUUUGACUACGAGUGGCAAUUGGCUGUCGCUAAAAUAAGUCUCUUGAAAGUGUGGCAAUAUGUACUUGAUAGCGCCGCUAUGACAUUAAGAGAGCAAUUUCUUGAAGAGCUUCCAAUCAUAGAAGCUAAUAUUUCCAAUUUUUCCGAGUCCAAAAGGGUGCUUCUGUAUGCUCAGUUGUGUGAGACUUGUUUCAUGUUUUAUCUUCAUCGUGAGGCCACAGACUAUUUAUCAAAAGCUAUAGAAGAGUCGAAGAUUUUAAUGAAUUUUGCCGGAGAGUUAGGAGUCAACACAAAGUUCCAGAAAGAUCCUCUUUCCCAACUUUUUGUUAAAAUACUCAUAACUAAAGAAUUCGAAUCCACUUACUCGAACGAUAAAAUUUGCAGCGAAUUUCCCAAAAACAGAGCCUUGGAUGAUGAUACUUUGCUGCCUGAAACAAAGUUUAUGAAUCCAAGUGCAACCGAAAAUCCAGAUCUUUGCCUUGAACAGCAAGUUGUUGUUUGUCUCAAGUUAUAUAACCACCUAAAGCACAUGGCUAGAGAUACUUCGACAGAAUACGAGUGUAAAGCUUUGAUCAAUGCAAUUGUGAACUUCAAAUCGAAAGUCUAUCCAAUUCAAAACUACGCACUCUUUCAACGUUCAGGUAUAGAUGGAAAACACAUUAGGUAUCUUGACAGACUACUCAUGCAAAUGGAGGAUCUACAAAACUGCUAUUCUCUAUCGUCACAGGAAGACCAUAAAUCUGUCGCCUUCUUCGCGCUUCCAUGGCCGAGCAGAUGGCAAACUGAGCGACAAUAUGCAGAUAUUUUGUUUGAGCUCGGAUGUACGGCAACUGCUUUGGAGAUAUAUUUGAAGCUUGAAAUGUGGGAGAUUGCAGCUUCCUGUUAUGUGAGGUUGGAUAGAAGAACAGAGGGUACAGAUUUAAUUACAAAACGUCUAGAGGUCCAACCAACUGCAAAUUUAUGGUGUCUUCUUGGUGAUCUAAAAAGCGACCCCUCAUGUUAUCACAAAGCCCUCGAACUGACGAAUAACAAAUUCUCAAAAGCGUAUAGAUCUCUUGGUGUGUUCUAUUGCGGAGCGAAGCAAAUGGACCUUGCUAUUGAGAAUUUUGAGAAGUCCCUCGAGUUGAACGGUCUGCAACCCGCUGUGUGGUACUCGUUAGGAUGUUGUGCUAUGACAACACAGAAAUGGGAAGUUGCGCUUCGAAGUUUUCAACGAUUUGUCAAGCUAGAACCCACUAAUGCUGAAGCAUGGAGUAAUUUAGGAGCUGUCUUCAUAAACGUUAAAGACAUGGAAAAAGCUCAUCGAGCAUUUUCUGAGGCAGCUAAGCUAAGUUUUGAUAACUGGCAAAUUUGGGAGAAUUUUUUGAUCACAAGUGUAACUUUGAAACAAGUGAAUGAUGCGAUAAGAUGUAUCAGAAGGCUACUGGAACUUAAAGACCGAAAAUUGGACAUCCUUGCAUUGCAAAUGACAACUAAAUUAUUCAUUGAAUCGAAAGAAAAAAUGGACAAAAGUUCAUGGCCCAGACAAAAGGUACUGUUUCUAGAAUUUAUGGGCUUUGUUACUUCUAAAGUGUCCACAAAAUACGAAGUAUGGGAGUGCUAUGGAGAUGUUUGUUUUCAGAGCGCCGAUUCCAUAGCCGACCAAGAAAAAGGGAUACGAUUUUAUGUAAAAGCUCUCCGACAAAUGACCAACAUGCCAAAAGUUGAUGCCGACUUUGAACUGUUUAUGAAGUGCGUGAAAAAGUCUGAGAAAUUAUUGAAGUGUUUCGAAAGCUACAAUUCAAGUGUUGGCAACGACUUUCCGGAAGAUUUGAAGGGUGAAAUAUCUGGGUCAUUGAAAAACUUGAAGAACUUUUAUGCUGUCGAGUCUAUGUUUUUUGAACAUGUUACUCCAGAGACUGAAAGUAUUGUAUCAGAAUUGAAAAAAAUGGUUGAUGAUAUUGAUCGAAAAUUGAAUAUAUUGUAA
Molecule: messenger RNA, 2308 nt
Organism: Symsagittifera roscoffensis
Lineage: Eukaryota; Metazoa; Xenacoelomorpha; Acoela; Convolutidae
Product: tetratricopeptide repeat protein 27-like
Exons: 1
Coding region: 5-2308 (767 amino acids)
Molecular function (GO): protein binding
Source: RefSeq, a predicted model, not a curated record